Molecule: messenger RNA, 844 nt
Organism: Pecten maximus
Lineage: Eukaryota; Metazoa; Mollusca; Bivalvia; Pectinida; Pectinidae
Product: apolipoprotein D-like
Exons: 4
Coding region: 301-789 (162 amino acids)
Biological process (GO): lipid transport; tissue regeneration; brain development
Molecular function (GO): lipid binding
Source: RefSeq, a predicted model, not a curated record
AAAAAUGUAAAACCAACAUAGCAAAAGCUUUUGCAAAAACACAAAUAGCACAUUUCAUUAUGAAUUUGUAAUAGUGCAUGCUUAGUAAUUGAUAUAAAACUCAUACAGCUGUAAAACGGAUAGGUUUUGCGAUUUUAUCCUUACCUUCGAAAAUACCAAAACUACCAUAUAGCAAUUUCAGAAGCAUAUUUAACAAGCUCCCUUUUUAAAAAUGUAUUUAGAUUUGAGCUUUUUACAGAUCUGUAUAACCCAGAGAAUGCAUCUUCUUAUUCAGCUGUUUCGUCCUUCUAUGACUCAUCAAUGAAUUUAGGGACACCAGGCAACUGUUUCGUCCUUGUAGGACUCUAUAUCGGUAACUGGUAUGAAAUACAGAGGUUUUAUGUUGGAUUUGAGGAUAAUACCAAAUGCACUGAAGCGAAUUAUCAACUGAAAGAGGAUGGGCACAUCCGGGUGGAUAAUAAAUGUAUAUCGUUGAAAGACGAUGGUAAGGUCAUCGAAGCGAUAGGAGACGGUUAUGUUCCUGACAAAACACAACCGGCAAAACUUGAAGUGAAAUUUGCAGAAGGUGCCCCGUACGGUAAUUACUGGAUACUGGACACGGAUAACGCCAACUAUACGCUGAUCUACUCCUGUAAGGAUGUUCUCGGCCUAACACAUGUGGAGUUCUGUUGGAUUCUGUCACGGGAGAGAACUCUAGCGUCUGAAACGAAGGAAAAACUUUAUCAAAAGCUGUCUGGUUUUGGAGUGAAAACUGACAAUUUUUUGACAACAGAACAGACGGAUUGUUAAACCCUUUUUUUAUGUGGCCUGGUGUUGUUAGAAAAUUAAAUGAAUAACAAAUGAU